Haliotis rufescens (red abalone) is the source of this 6121-nucleotide messenger RNA. RefSeq names its product ribosomal protein S6 kinase beta-1-like. The record is from RefSeq and is a predicted model, not a curated record. Lineage: Eukaryota; Metazoa; Mollusca; Gastropoda; Lepetellida; Haliotidae. The transcript is spliced from 16 exons. The coding region runs from base 113 to 1594 and encodes 493 amino acids. Gene Ontology annotation, molecular function: protein serine/threonine kinase activity; ATP binding. Gene Ontology annotation, biological process: protein phosphorylation; signal transduction.
GUCACACGGAAUCCCUAGGUUUCACAAGUGACCAGAGAGUCAAGCCUACAUCGGUAUCUUCCUACCAGCUUUUGUCUUUUUAUGUCUCUCUCCAAGUUCCCAGAUGUGAAUUAUGGCUGGUGUAUUCGACUUAGAACUCCAUGAAGGCGUCGGCGAUGAUGAGGAAAUCUCCGAAGAUGAGUUUUUCGCGGCUGAUGAAAAUUUUCAGGAACAAGGACCCCUAAGCCCCGAAGAUGAUCCGGAGAUGGAGACAGUGGAGCUGUCUGAGCAGACGGUCAAUCCAGGUCAGCUUAAGACGGGCCCAGCUGACUUUGAACUGCUCAAAGUCCUCGGUAAAGGGGGAUAUGGGAAGGUCUUCCAAGUGCGCAAAAUUUCAGGGCAAGAUGGAGGCAAGAUAUUUGCCAUGAAAGUUCUUAAAAAGGCUACUAUUGCCCGGAACGCCAAGGACACAGCUCACACCAAGGCCGAGAGGAACAUCCUGGAAUGUGUGAAGCAUCCAUUCAUUGUAGAUCUGAUCUACGCCUUCCAGACGGGUGGCAAGCUGUACCUGAUCCUGGAGUACCUGCCUGGGGGGGAACUCUUCAUGCAGCUGGAGCGCGAGGGCAUCUUCAUGGAGGACACAGCUUGCUUCUACCUUGCCGAGAUCACUCUUGCCAUUGAGCAUCUCCACUCCCAGGGAAUCAUAUACCGAGAUCUGAAACCCGAGAACAUUCUCCUCGACUCCCAGGGCCACGUGAAGCUGACAGACUUCGGCCUGUGCAAAGAGUCCAUCAACGAUGGGACCGUAACUCACACCUUCUGUGGGACCAUUGAGUACAUGGCCCCGGAGAUUCUGACCCGCAGUGGCCAUGGCAAGGCAGUGGACUGGUGGAGCCUUGGAGCCCUCAUGUACGACAUGCUGACCGGAGCGCCUCCAUUCACAGCUGAAAAUCGGAAGAAGACAAUUGACAAAAUCCUGAAAGCCAAGCUGAGUCUGCCUCCAUAUCUCACUAAUGAGGCUCGGGGUCUCAUCAAGAGGUUACUCAGGAAGUCUCCAUCGGAGAGACUGGGAGGAGGGGCUGACGAUGCGAACCCAAUCAAGUCCCAUGCCUUUUUUCGUCACAUCGACUGGUCAGAGCUGCUGGCAAGGAGGUUUGAGCCGCCGUUUAAACCCAACGUGACGGGGGACGAGGAUGUGAGUCAGUUCGACACAAAGUUCACCAAGCAGACACCUGUGGAUUCCCCCGACGACUCGGUGCUCAGCGAGAGUGCCAACCAAGUCUUUCUUGGCUUCACAUACGUAGCGCCGUCAGUUCUCUACGAGAUGAACAAGCCGUGGAUAUCGGAGAAGGAGCCGAGAUCCCCACGCAAGGUGAUGGCGUCUACUCUCCGAGGAGCCGUCAGUCCAUCACAUCAGCAUAUUGUGGAGGGCUUUGCUAUCGGUCAAAUCGGCCAGGCCAACGGCCUCCACCAUGAUCGACACCAGGAGGCCAUGGACACGUCAAGUCUCCCUAAAAGGUCAAAGUCCCCCGCCAUUGCUACUAAAAAUAGUGCUUUCAAAAAGCUAGCUUUUCCUGGAGCCCGGAAUAGGCCCCCCCAUCUACAAAUGAACUAAUUAGGUAGUCUUAGGUCAAUAUGCAAUAUGUGAAGUAAUUUAUUGAUGUGUUAAUUAUUGUAUUUAAUGUGAUCAGUAUUUUGAUGAAGAUUUUGUGCAUCUCAUGGACUGUUUAACACAGUGAAUAUGGGAUUGUUUUCUGAGUACAGAUUUUUAAACAAGGACUUACUGGUGUGGCAGUCUUUAUUUUUUAGAUAAAAUUAAUGUUAUGUUUUUAAUCAGUUCCUAUUUAUUUUGCGUACUGAAUGACAAGUACAACGAAGCGGGACCAAGUGACAGACUGUUGAAUUACAAAACAGAUGGAUGCAAAAUUUCAUUUAUUUAAUCAUAGUCCUAGCUGCCUGUCUUUUCCAGCCUUAGAAAUCUGUGGGUUUUAGGACUAGUCCCGAGGACUUGUGUUUUAGGACUAGUCCCGAGGACUUGUGUAAGCCCUAUUUCACAAGUCCUCAGCCCUUGUAGCUAGUCCUGCUUGAACAAGACAAAAUGUUGAAUAUGUUUUCAUUUUCUGUCCGUCUUAUUCAGUUCCAGUUUGUAGCAAAAUUGAAGCAUUGAGAACUGGUUCAGAAUUAUAACCUUCAAAUACUACUAGUCAAUGAAGACGACCAUCAUUGGAUUUUUACUUGUCCUCAGCACAAUUUAGGAGUCUCAGGCUAGUGGGCUAGCAUGAAUUUCGAAUACUGCUUUACACAUUGUCAUUUUUGCCACUAGGAACAAGACUAGAUGUGUAUAUAAUACAGUCCGGCUGGCUGCUGUUUUAAUCUUAUAUCAAUAGUUUUUAUUAGGCAUGUCACCAUCUUCUACUUUCCUGACAACUGAUUGAAAUCCACACUGAAAUAUACAUGAUAUACAUUAUCUAUACUGCUUGUUUCUUACAUAUCACUUUCAUUAAACUGCAUAAUCUCAUGAUAAAUACAAACUUAAAUAUUGCCCUCAAAAUAGAUUUCAAAAUAUUUUUGUAUUUUCCCGAUUUCUUGUUUUUGAACAUUUCCGAUCGGUGGUGAUACUUCUUCACCCAAGACAUUCAUUAUUUGUACUGCUUGCUCCACAAUUUUUAGUUUUGUUUACUAAAUGAUAAUUUUAUUUUGUUUGGUAUUAUGUUUUGUUGAGAGAAAUGUUAAGAUCUGACAUUUGAACAUUAACUAUCCUGUUCAACCUGACGAUCUCUAUGAUUAUCACAACAGUGACUUGUUGAAAAACUUACAAUUACAAGCAAUAUCAAAUUAUACAGACACAUUGAAAUUUGAGAAAACACUGACAUUUGUUUCGUAUUAACUUGUUUGAUUUAUCCAAACCUGUCCACUGUUACUGUUUAUGUUUGUGUAGAGCGUGAGAGUGUGAUAACUUUGUGUGUAUGUGUGCGACGUACCGCCACCUGUGAUCCCAGAUUACCCAUGUAUAUAUUGUGUAUAUUUAUUGCUAUAUGAUAUGACAGGCUGAAUUGACACCAAUCUCAUUAAGAUGAGAUCUUUUAUUCUGAUACCUCUCUGCGUGAAGAUCUGACACCUCCAAAGGAUUUAAAGCCGGUAAAAUUCUAAAUCAGACAAUCAGUGGGUGAGCGAAGCAUUCAGAGCAGUUCAUCUUGUAAAUGAACUUAAGCAAGUAGUUCCAAAUGUUAAAUAAUAAAGGGUGUGUAAUCAUAUUGUGUUUAUGACAUCUAAACCUUGUAAUGUGGGUACCAUGGAAGGAAUAUGUGAUCUGUAUUGGUUUGUUAAAACUAAAAUGUCUGAAUCAUUUUAAGAAGCUGAUAUCUGACUGGCUAAAGGACCGACUCGUUCAUUAGCUUGGUGGUCCGAGUUCGCUGAUGGUUCACCGACACGACCUAAGGAUGUUGUCCGAUCUUCACGCAGGGAAGGACUGAAUCGGAGUGAAAAGAUCUGAUUUCAGUGAGAUUGAAACACACCGGCUUGGGUUGAGACACUCUAUGCAGCUGGACAGGGUGUUCAGCCAUUAAUCUGUUACACAUUACAAGGCUUCCAUGUUUGUAUCAAGAGAUGUUAGUUACUGGAUGUAUGUUAAAGCUUGAGCAACAAGCCCCUGCAUGGGUUAUCUAUAGAACGCUGAUCCACUGACCAGAAAUGAGUGUAAGGCCCUCCAUUUUUAUAUCUUGUUUGCAGUGGUAGAAACUAACAGUUUUAUUCCACUAGUCCCUAUAAUGAUAGCAAAUAGCGAAACCCUUAAAAAUGAAUGUCUACUAGUCCUUAUGAUACCUCAACUAUUGGGCAGUUUGGCAUGGACUAUAGGACUAGUGCCAAUUUGUAACUCUGGAUCAUUUACAGAUUAAUCAAGCCCAAUUAGCAGCUACACAACCUUUUCAAUCACUUAAAACAAAUAAUUGUAAGUUCUUUAUUUCUGAAAAUUAGAAAAUACAACUGAACAAAUUUAAAGUACAAUCUCUACCCCCUGUUGUGUACAGACCGAAGUUGGUGCUUCUCACUGUGACAAUAGUACUGCCCCUUAAACAUGAUAGAGCCGGAGUGGUAGGCUUGUGGUUAAAGCGUUCGCUCGUAACUCUGAAGACCUAGGUUCGAGUCCCAACAAUGUGUGAAGGCCAUUUCUGUUGUCCCAAUGCCAUGAUAUUGUUGGAAUUUUUGUUACAAGCGGCAUAAAACUACAUUCACUCACUCACUAAACAUGUUAAACCAUACCAUGUAUUGCUUCCCUGCUAAGCUACCAACCAGAUACAUUGGAGAUUGGAAGUUGGUGCUGUGUACCUGAAGGUGACUGGCACCUUACCCACUCACCCACUGGUGGAGUAAGGUGGCACAGCACAUGCAAGCACCAGGAUUGUUUGAAUCCCAGUUUGCCUUGAUUAUGAUCCUUGGCUAGUCAGCACCUUACUCAAGAUUUGGUUUCACCGAAGUGGUAAAAGUCUAUGACCUGCGUCACUUUGGGCUUUCCUCUCACAUGAUGGUGACGAAGCUGUCCUGGGUAUAUGCAAGAAUGGAUCCUUCAGUGAUAUUGAUGACGUCCAGUGAAAAGGCAUCAAUUGAAGUAUUCAGGGAUUUAUGUAGACUUGCUCAAAGGCUGAUAUUCGUCCCCAAGUCUGAAGCUAAAGUCAAGAAUAUGGAUGUUUUUUUUAUAAUUUCCUAUUUCAUGCUAUUAUAGUUCUGACUAAUCAUAUCCCAACAUAGGUACAAUGUGCAGCCCAUUUCUGGUGUCCCCCGCCGUGAUAAUGCUGGAAUAUUGUUUAAAGCGGCGUAAAACCAAACUCACUCACUCACUGAUUAAUCAUAGCCCACUAGAGGUGGCUUGCAUCUCACUUACAACAGGAACAAUAAACAGGAAGAGGCUUUUAUGCUUGGUUUCGUUAUAUUGCAUUAAUGGCAAUAUUAAUAAACACAAUUUUAGGAAAAUAACGAACAAAAUAUGCUUUUGUGCCGAUGAGCCUGCCGCCUCGGGUUCUUUGUUUGGAAUUGUAAAUAAAUGCCUAAUAUUGUACCGUAAGUGCUGUUGUAAGUUUAUGAAAGAUCACCUUUGUCAUUUUAUGAUCAUGGUAGUAAUUUGUUCGUCAGGUCUGAGAAUCAACUAUGAAUAAUGUUUGUGACAUUUCGUCUUCUCUUGUGUCAUCAUUUCAGUAACCCAUGCUUGCCGUGAAAGGCGACUAUGCUUGCCGUGAAAGGCGACUAUGCUUGUCGUAAGAGGCGACUAACAGGAUCAGGUGGUCAGGCUUGCUGACUUGGUUGAUGCAUGUCAUUGUAUCCCAAUUGCGUGGAUAUAUAUGCUCAUGAUGUCAAUCACUGGAUUGUCUGGUCCAGACUUGAUUAUUUACAGACCACCGUCAUAUAGCUGGAAUAUUGCUGAGUGCGGCGUUAAACAACAAACAAACAAAUCAUAAAUCAAAGCGUUACAGUAAUGAAAUCCAACUUGUUUUUAUCAAAGACUUGUUUGAGUAUUCAACUUGUGUCUAAAUGUUUUGAUAUGUAUUUUAAAUACUCACUACUUAAACAGUCUUGCCAGUGGUGGACAUUGUAAUCGAUGUGAUCAUGCCACGAAGCUAGUUACGCGAUGUGAACUAAUCUGUUUCAUAGUUUUGUGACUUGAGGACGUGGCCACAGAGCUCAGCCCCUCUGGGGGAUCAACUUCUUGUUGGUUUCAAAUCCCAAAUUAGACCUGAUUGGUGAGCCGCACUCUCUCAGGAAGCCAUGGCGAUUAACAGUUGAAGACCAAGUAGUUUGUUUGAAACAAUUGUCUUACGUAAUGAGUUAAACAGAACUUCGGAAGAACAAGAUAAGCGUGACUGUCAUGAUUAUGAUCGUCAUGACACAAGAGCUUAUGAUUAUGAUUAUCGUGGCACAAGAUGUUAUUGUGUCAUCGGUCAGUGGUUUAUGCAAACAUGGAAGCCUUCAGAGAUUUACUCGGUUGGGAACUUAAGUCACUUCCAGUGUGAAGUCAGUAUGUGUGAAUAACCUCUCAUUUGUACAUCCAGUGUGAAGUCAGAAUACAUGAAUAAACUAAUCUCGGAAGGAUAUGAAGAGAAUGAUUUGUAUGUCUGGGGAAUGCUUAAUAAAGAUUUGAUUCUUCAUAGAA